AAGAAAAAAAAUGAUUUGCUUGGGGAGAAAGUAAGCAUCUGUUUAGAUCGAAAAGUCAUCGUGUAGACAAAGUCAGUUCAGAAUGUUUAGAACAUAUACGUGUUUGCUUAAUUGUGUAAUCUUAUCCCUUUGCUUAAUUGUGUAAUCUAAUUCCUACCCAAUCGUUUCUAUAAAAAUGGAGCCUCGUUCCUUUCUAGUCCAAAAUAUCGAAUUACAUUCAUCAAGCUUCGUUAAUUAGCAUCCCAAGUGAAAUUACCAGCAUCAAAUUCAUAUGUGCGCAGAAGUUCUCAUAUAGAAACAUACAUGUUCUCUUGCAGUGAAAUUACCAGCAUCAGUUUCAAAUAUUCAUAGAAGUUCUCAUUUAGAAACGUACAUGGUCGAUUCAAACGUGGAGAUCCCAACAAGAUUCGAUCCAUUUGCUGAAGCCGAGGAAUUUAGCACCCACAGAGCCAAGGAGUAUGUGCAUAUUCGCAUACAACAAAGGAAUAGAAAGAAAAGCUUGACAACAAUUCCGGGUUUAAGGAAAGAGUACUUGAGUUACGAAAAGAUCCUUAAAAAUCUCAAGAAAGAAUUGUGCUGCAAUGGCAAUGUUGUGCAGGACAAGGAGCUUGGCAAGGUGAUACAGCUCCAGGGAGAUCAAAGGAAGAAUGUUUCUCAGUUUCUAGUGAAUGCUGGGAUUGUGAAGAAGGAUCAGAUCAAGAUUCAUGGUUUUUAGUUAUUGCAUAUGUGUGGAUUUAUUGUUAUAGGUGUUGCGUCUGAAUUCAAAAACAGUCUAUACUGUCACAAGGUAGAGGUAAGACUGCGUACGCACCGCCCUCCGCAGAACCUACUUGUGGGAUUCACCGGGUGGUGUGUGUGAAUUGUGUGAGGAUUGACCUGUUUCCUUUUUCUUUAUUUUUUCUUGUAUUGCUCAUGAUCUUGUCAUCAUGUCAUGGGUUCCUUUGUGAAUUUUAGCUGCUCUUUGUUUUUCAAUAAUAAAGUUGGGCUUUCUUUAGCUGGAA
Messenger RNA from Lycium barbarum (goji berry), 1001 nucleotides. Its product is annotated as protein translation factor SUI1 homolog. The record is from RefSeq and is a predicted model, not a curated record. Lineage: Eukaryota; Viridiplantae; Streptophyta; Magnoliopsida; Solanales; Solanaceae. The transcript is spliced from 3 exons. Gene Ontology annotation, molecular function: RNA binding; translation initiation factor activity. Gene Ontology annotation, biological process: translational initiation. Bases 374 to 715 code for a protein of 113 amino acids.